This is a messenger RNA of Spodoptera littoralis (African cotton leafworm), 2736 nucleotides long. NCBI's taxonomy places the organism in Eukaryota, Metazoa, Arthropoda, Insecta, Lepidoptera, Noctuidae. The record is from the annotation of a GenBank genome assembly.
AUGAACUCGAAAAGCGAAACUGACGAAGCUUCAAGGGGGAGCGAAGCAUCAUCGUCAAAAAAUCCAGCCCCGAAUACUAGUGAGGAGGAGCCUACGACAAGUUUAUGUUCUGGUGCAGUAACCAGUCGUACUGAAGACAUUAUGAAGCGUGCUGCUGCUAGACAGCUGAUCGAGAGGUAUUUCUACCAGCUAUUGGAUGGCUGCGGCAAUCCAAACUGCGACAAUCAAUACUGUGCAUCAAGUGGAGAGGCCAGGAACUUAUCACCAAAUGAGGCAGCUGCAGAAGCCAUAAAACUGUUCUACAAAGAGGCUCGCCUUUGUGACACACUACCUAAUAAAGUCCCUCGCACAGAGGCUAGUGGCUGUGACACUAGUGCGGGCACAACACGUAACACUUCAAAAGACAAAGAUGAUAACAAGGACAAAGAGGCCCAGCCGUCCAGCAACGCGAGGGAGAGCACAUCCAAGGAGGAAGAACCACAAACUAGUCAUAAUGUAUCUCACCAAGAAGAAUCCAAAAGUCGUAGUCAUAACAAUGGUGCCCCAUUGACGGAGGAGCGUAUGUAUGAGCUAUGUAAGGAGUGUCAGCAGAAUAAAGUUCGGGAGCCACUGAUCAGGGCUCUUGGGGAGGCGUUCACACAACCAGCCAUACUCGCGAGGUGUUUUGCUAGUAAGCCCACUGCGAAUAGCGACGAGGAUGUUAAAAUGAAAGAUGAUAAGGAGGCAAAAGCAAUAUCUUUACCGGGUGAUCCGGAUAAAGACGUGGAUAGCGUGGCGGGGCCAGAGCUGGACGUGGCCUCGUGUCGUAGAGCUUUUCAAUACCUUGCCAAAGUGCCAUCCGAGUAUUAUAGCUCAGCGUUAGUGACGUCACUAAAAACGCUAGCUGACAAUAUGUGCAUAGAUUUGCGGAUAACAAAAAAAAUGAGCACAGAAGAUGUGGUGAACUGCUUCGUUAUCGCCUUCGAAGUGCCAGACCUUGGAUGCAGUGACUAUCUUGAAAUAGCGCUGCCUGCACUAUGCCAGGCGGCUGAACAUUUAUCCCUUAUAGGUAAAGCACGACUAGCGCGUAUCUGGUCACUGUACUGCAAGGACAGCCUGCGUCAUAUAUUGGAGACUCUGCAGCAACUCAUCACGCUCAGGGUCAUAUCCACCAACUACACGAGACAGUUCCAACUGCAAGACGAUGAGGUUGUUACAAUGGCAACUAAGUUUAUGAAGAUAGUAUACUACGCAAAUAUGUUAGCUGGUUCGAUGGACUCAAAUACUCUACGAGAAGACUCCAUAGUCAUCGCCAGUCAACAAGACCCGUUCGAAAAUGUGUUAGACCUGUACCCACCGAGUUCCAUGAAGGCUUCGAAACAUUUGCAGUUCGAGGACCCCCUAGCCAUUGAAUUAGAUAUGUAUCCAUUAGACUCUAGAAAACCAUACUUGCCAUUCGAGGAGUUCUAUAACGAACCUCUUAGUGAUACUGUUGAGAUGGACAUAGACUUCGGAAAUUAUAAGACGGAAACUAAUAAAGGUAAAAAAUUCGCGUUCCUAAGGUACCCAUUUAUAUUGACGGUGGCCACGAAAUCUCUUGGCCUAUACUAUGAGAACAGAAUUCGGAUGUAUUCGGAACGUCGAGUAUCGUUACUGCACGCCGUAGUAGGGGCCGCGCCACCCAUGCCUUUCCUUAGGCUCAAAGUCCGGCGAACUCAUAUCAUUGAUGACGCUUUAGUUGGGUUGGAAAUGGUAGCGAUGGAGCGAGCUUUGGAUCUAAAAAAGCAAUUGGUGGUCGAGUUUGAAGGGGAACAGGGCGUGGACGAGGGCGGAGUCUCGAAGGAGUUCUUCCAGUUAAUUGUUGAGGAAAUAUUUAACCCUGACUACGGCAUGUUCACUCACCGCCCCGACUCGCAAACUGUGUGGUUCAACAUGACAUCAUUUGAAACCGAGGCGCAGUUCACGUUAAUCGGCAUAGUACUUGGCCUAGCGAUCUACAAUAACGUUAUACUGGCUGUCAAUUUCCCUAUGGUUGUGUAUAGGAAGCUAAUGGGCAAGAAGGGAUCUUUUGAAGAUCUGGCUGAUUGGAGUCCCAUAUUAUACAAUGGUUUAAAAGACAUGCUGGAUUAUACAGGCGAUGAUUUAGAAGAAGUAUAUUAUCAAACGUUUAGGAUUUGGUACACAGAUGUAUUUGGCAAUGCCGUCUUCCAUGAUCUAGAAGAGGAUGGAGACAAUAUAUUUGUUACACAGGAAAAUAAAAGGGAUUUUGUAGAAAUGUAUGCGGACUUCUUGUUAAAUGAAUCUGUGGAGACACAGUUCAAGGCGUUUAGACGUGGCUUCCUGAUGGUCACUGACGAGAGUCCACUGGCUGAGCUCUUCCGACCCGAAGAAGUUGAAAUGCUCGUCUGUGGUAGCAAGAACUUGGACUUUAGCGAAUUGGAGAAAUCGACGGAAUAUGACGGCGGCUACACAGCAGAGUCACAAACAAUAAAGGACUUCUGGAGCGUAGUGCACAGUCUAACUUUAGACGACAAGCGCAAACUGCUGGAGUUCACAACCGGGUCGGAUCGUGUACCAGUCGGGGGGCUUAGCCAUCUAAAACUUGUAAUCGCCAGAAAUGGACCAGAUUGCGACCGUCUACCGACCGCUCAUACUUGCUUCAAUGUCCUCCUCCUCCCAGAAUAUGAGACGAAGGAUAAACUACAAGAUAGACUGAUGAAAGCCAUAAGUUACUCCAAAGGCUUCGGAUUGCUUUAA